UCAGGUGCCAAGCACCGUCCUUCGCUUGCUGCGAGCUAGACGCCGAGGGAGCGGGGGCGGCGAAGUCCGGCGAGUCGACCGAGCAAGGAGAAGUGAGAGUGGCGGGAGGAAGCGGCGAGUCUGCUGCACACGGAGGGAGCCAGUCGCUCGCUGCUUGGUCCGUCCGUCCGGGAUCGAGUCCGCUCCGAGCGAGACCCCAUCCCGGGAGUUCUCCCUGGGCAGAGAGCAGCAGGCGCGGCGGCAGCAUCAGGAAGAGCGCCGGGUGCCCUCCUUCCUUCUCCUCCUGCCUCGGAAUUCCCUGCAUGCGGGGAGCCGGCGGGGCGCCUGGAUCGCUCCAGCUCCGGAGAAGCCGAGGCCAUUUGGGAGGCGGAGGACCCUCCCCGGGGGAGAAGCGGCUGCCUCUUGGGUUAGUUGUUGGGCGAGCAACUCCAAGGGUCGUGUGAAGGGAGGAGCAGCGGGCGGGGGAGCCAUGCAAACGGCGACCGCGUCCAUCCUCGACGUUUCAAGGACGGUGGUGAUCCGGGAGGACGGCAGUAUUGCCCCGCAGAACCACACAGGGCAGUGCAGCCAAAUAUUUCCACCUCACUUUGGCACAUCCCAGAUAAUCCAUGGCAAUGGUACCACUGUUGGCACAGUAAUAACAUUCCAGUGUUCUGCAGAGCAUCAGCUGAUUGGACAAGGAGUUGUCACUUGCAUUUGGAAAGGAAAUGGUACACAGUGGUCAGCGGACAUUCCUUCAUGCAAGCCCAUAUCCAAAUAUGAAACCUUUGGAUUCAAAGUUGCAGUGAUUGCCUCCAUUGUAAGCGGUGCUAUUAUUCUGCUGAUGUCUAUGGCUUUUUUAACCUGUUGUCUUAUCAAAUGUGUAAAGAAAAGUGAGAGAAGAAGAGCUCAAAGAGAUAUGCAGCUGUGGUAUCAGCUCAGAAGUGAAGAACUGGAAAACAUGCAAGCUGCUUAUUUUGGCUUUAAAGGCAGAAAUAACAACAACAAUAAAAACAUCAAGAAUAAGCCCGGAUUUGAUGACAGGGGUCGCAUGGCGUAUGACAACCGAGGCUUCUGCAGCUUCCAUGAAGCAUGGUCUGGAGACAUCACAGAGACUGGCUGCUAUGGAGAAAAUGAUUUGCAAAGCAAAUUUACCAAAACCAGCAGUACUCAUGGCAAACAGAUAGUACCAGGACAUAAUAUUGCUAUACAUACUAUCAGCACAAUACAUGUCGUAGAGGUCUAUGGGCAUGAAAAAGAUAUGCCUGGAUCUCUUGAUUCUCAUUUACCUGGAUAAAUAACCUCAGAAAAUCAAUUAAGCAUUUGUUGGACCAAAGCCAAAUGUGAAUACAAAUACCUGCUGAACGUGCCUUAAAGACUAUAGAAAUAAAUGACUGCAUUGUUCCUAUGUACCUGAUACAGUAAAUGCCAGAGUAUAUCUACAAAUUUAACAGAUCUAAAAAAGUUAUUUUAUUUGAAAAUGCAUUCUGAUUUGAUUUAAAUAAAAUGCUGUAUAUUUAUAUUUAA
This is a messenger RNA of Hemicordylus capensis (graceful crag lizard), 1506 nucleotides long. It is a transcript of the gene SUSD3, whose product is annotated as sushi domain containing 3. NCBI's taxonomy places the organism in Eukaryota, Metazoa, Chordata, Lepidosauria, Squamata, Cordylidae. The record is from RefSeq and is a predicted model, not a curated record. Bases 470 to 1276 code for a protein of 268 amino acids. Gene Ontology annotation, cellular component: plasma membrane. The transcript has 5 exons.